UAGCACCCACUUUGGUUCGUUUGAUCUUCUCGUGAUUUAUUAUUUACCUAUGUACAGCUGCGGUUGAAAUGGCCUCUCUCGCUUAAAUGGUAGUUUGUCCUUUUCUUGGGGUGGUUGCUUUGGAAAUAUUCUUUUAGAAGCAGGGGCAAAGAAAUGGAGUGGCAUCUGAUGCUUCUUCAACACUUUGCAGCCAUAUCGAGAAUAUAUACCUAGAGAGAGAGAGAGAGAGAGAGAGAGAGAGAGCAGUGGAGAAGAAGGAGAAGAAGGAGAAGAAGAAAAGGGUCAGAUCAGAUCCAGUUGUUGGGAGCAAGUAUGGCUUCAAAGCUGAUCUUGAUCGCGGUCUUCGUCUUUGAUGUCAUUGCCUUUGGACUUGCCGUUGCGGCUGAGCAGAGAAGAAGCACUGCCACAAUUGUCACGGACAAUGAAAAAGACUACAAUUACUGCCGGUAUGACUCAGACAUCUCCACCGGCUAUGGCGUCGGAGCAUUUCUGUUCCUAAUGGUUAGCCAAGGCAUCAUAAUGGCAGCAAGCCGCUGCUUCUGCUGCGGAAAGCCCUUGAGUCCCGGAGGCUCGCGCGCCUGGGCAGUCAUUCUUUUCAUUACCUGCUGGGUGUUCUUCAUCAUCGCGGAGGUGUGCUUGUUGGCGGGAUCGGUAACGAAUGCGUACCACACCAAGUACAGGACCGCCUUUGGCGGGAACCCUCUCUCGUGCGAAACAGUGAGGAAGGGGGUGUUCGGCGCCGGGGCAGCAUUCGUCUUCUUCACGGCCAUCGUCUCGGAGUUCUACUACGCUUGCUACUCCAGGGCCAGGGAAAGCUUCCGACCUUAUGACAGAGAAACAGGUGUGGGCUUGGGCGCCUACAAAUGAGAGCUCUCCUUUGCUUUGGGUUUAUCAUAUUCAUGACCAUGGAUAUUCCAUGGGUAUUGUCUAAGUUUUGAGGUCGCUCUCAUCUAGUAAUAGGUUUAAGGUAGUUGAUCACCCUGUAAUGUCUGAACGAACUCGUCUCACGAUAUUGCAUUUGUUUAUUUUGGUGGGUUCUGUCGUGUAAACACUAAUAAGACGAUGAUAUUGUUUGUGUCCAUUAGAAAUACAAAAUACUGUCGACGAAGCGGAUUGAUCACUCAAUCAUUCCGAGUUUCAGUGACAAAUCCCCAUGUUUGGAAUUUGAGUCGUUUGUACCAGCUUUGCAGUUGCAGCUGAUAUAAUGAAUUUUAAACCAUAGCCGUGCUUGGGAAUAUCA
This is a messenger RNA of Eucalyptus grandis, 1240 nucleotides long. RefSeq lists its product as uncharacterized. The record is from RefSeq and is a predicted model, not a curated record. NCBI's taxonomy places the organism in Eukaryota, Viridiplantae, Streptophyta, Magnoliopsida, Myrtales, Myrtaceae. The coding region runs from base 313 to 867 and encodes 184 amino acids. The transcript has 3 exons.